Gadus morhua (Atlantic cod) is the source of this 5848-nucleotide messenger RNA. RefSeq names its product basonuclin zinc finger protein 1 (gene bnc1). Bases 254 to 3808 code for a protein of 1184 amino acids. Gene Ontology annotation, biological process: regulation of transcription by RNA polymerase I. The record is from RefSeq and is a predicted model, not a curated record. NCBI's taxonomy places the organism in Eukaryota, Metazoa, Chordata, Actinopteri, Gadiformes, Gadidae. Gene Ontology annotation, cellular component: nucleus. The transcript has 5 exons.
GAGCGAGAGAGAGAGAGAGAGAGAGAGAGAGAGAGAGAGAGAGAGAGAGAGAGAGAGAGAGAGAGAGAGAGCGAGAGAGAGGGCGAGCGAGCAGCGGUGUGCAUGUGUACUCGUGUUUCUGCAGGAGACAGCGCUGGGUGUGUGAUGGCUCUUUAGUACUUGUGCAGACAGGAGAGUUGGAGGCAGAUCCUUUGUGGGAGUCGCGGGGAAUGGCAAACUACGCCUUAUCCUUGGAAACAUAGGAAGAGUGACAAUGGCUGAGGCUAUCUGCUGCACUUUGGUUAACUGUAACUGUGACAGCUUCAAGCCGGGGAAACUGAAGAGAAGACAGUGUGAAAACUGCAGACAUGGCUGGGUAGCGCACGCUCUGAGCAAACUGAAGGUUCACCACAUGUACCAGAGCAGCCAGGUGGAGAUCGUCCAUUCCAACGUGGUGUUUGACAUCUGCAGCCUGAUGCUGUACGGCACGCAGGCCAUCCCCGUCCGCCUCAAGAUCCUCCUGGACCGCCUCUUCUCCGUCCUCAAGCAGGAGGAGGUCAUCCAGAUCCUCAACGCCCUCGACUGGACCCUUCAGGACUACAUACGAGGCUACGUACUGCAGGACGUAGCCGGUAAGGUGCUGGACCGCUGGGCCAUAAUGACGUUCGAGGAAGAGAUCGCCACUCUGCAGCAGUUCCUGCGCUUUGGCGAGACCAAGUCCAUCGUGGAGCUGAUGGCCCUGCAGGACAAAGAGGGCCAGGCGGUGUUGGUGCCCAGCACGCGCACCAACUCAGACAUUCGCACCUUCAUCGAGCGCAGCACGCCACGCGCCGCCCCCGCCACCAGCCCCAGCCUCUCCUCCUCCUCCUCGCCCACGCCGAAGGUGGAGAAGAUUGGCGGCGACGGGCGCACCAACGUGCACCACUUUGAGAACUUUAUCAACAGCAUGGCGUUCAUGCUGCCCUUCCAGCUGCUGGGCUCCAUCCCCGCGCCGCUCCUGGGCUCACACCCGGGAUCGCUCGGGUCGCGGCACCCACCCAUGCACCAGCAGUCCAUCCUUGGGGGGCUGGAGCAGCAGCAGCAGCAGCAGCCGGGCCUGCAGGGCCUGAGGCGAGAGGACCAGGGCCCAGAGUGCCACGGGGGAAAGGAGAGCGACCUCCCACUGUCCCAGCCCCUGGCGGAGGGCAGUCUCGUCGGGUCCAGCUCAGCCUCCUUCACGUCUGACCUGGGCCGGGGCGGCGGCGGCGACAAUCACAUGGACAGCCUCUCCUGCGGCGGCGUCACCGCCAAGAUGGAGGCGGACGACUUCCCGACCAGCGACAACUACUCCGACGGCUCCUCCACGCCGUGCACGCCCUCCAUGAGCUGCGAGAUGCCGCACAUGUCCCCCGAGAGCAAGCUGCGCUUCCUGGACAGGAACGGCGGGAGCGGGGGCGGGCUGGGAGUCGGCUCCCUGAAGAAGGGCCGGGUGUACUGCAGCGCCUGCGAGAAGACCUUCUACGACAAGGGCACGCUCAAGAUCCACUACAACGCGGUGCACCUGAAGAUCAAGCACAAGUGCACCAUCGACGGCUGCAACAUGGUGUUCAGCUCGCUGCGCAGCCGCAACCGCCACAGCGCCAACCCCAACCCGCGCCUCCACAUGCCCAUGAACCGCAACAACCGGGACAAGGACCUGAGGGGGGGCAGCAUGUCCGGCGACGAGGGCUCGGAAGGGGAGAAGAGAUCCGAGUACGGCGCCUCCGUCCCCGUCGCCUCGUCGGAGGGCCACAAGUCGGUGCCCAGCUACGUGGUGAGCCACGUGGACACGAGCUCCAAGCUCCACGGCAGCUCCUUCCCCAGCAUGGGCCAGAGCGGCAUCCUCUUCCCCAACCUGAAGACGGUGCAGCCCGUUCUGCCCUUCUACCGCAGUCUGGUCACUCCGGCGGAGCUCGCCAACACCCCGGGGAAUCUGCCCUCCCUCCCUUUGCUCUCCUCGUCGGUUCCCCUUAAGCCCACGAUGUUGCCGGACUACUGCACCGCAGAUCUCAUACCAAAGAAGAAGUCCAGGAAGUCCAGCAUGCCCAUCAAAAUAGAGAAGGAGGCGGUGGAGCAGGACGAAGGCAAGGGGAGCUGUUCCGAGGACGAGGCGUCUAUGACGCAUCACGGCAGGAAAGACCGUCAGGAGAACGGCGACUGGCGAGGGCUAGUGGGGACGGAGAGGAAGAGGAACGAAAUCAGAGGCAUUUACUUUAGCGAGGAGAGGGAAAGAGAGGACCCUAUGCGGCCAUCAGAGCAGAGCCCAGACAGAGAGACCACCAGGGGUGAGGAACCAGGCCAGGGUGAGGCUGGAGACGAGGAGGCUACACGGCAGGGUGAGACGGGUGUGAUCACCUGCGCGUCCUUCCCCUUCGACCAAUCCCGCGGCAAGCGAAAUGCGGACGACCUCUCCCUCUGUCGAGCCGGCGAGGGGGGCAGGAUGGAUUGUGAGCGAGUCCACUCGAUUCCGGCGGAGGACAAGAUGGGCGACCUGGAAGGGUCGGACGGGGAGCGACGGCUGACCAACGGGGGAACCUUCCAGCACCGGGAGUCUGACACUUGUCCGAACAACAACAACAACCACGGCAACAAAACGGACGACGACGACGACUACGGCUGUGACCCGGGGAACGGGCUCUUUGAGUCCGACUCGGGCAUGCCGCACCACUGCGAGCUGUGCAGCAAGACCUUCAAGAACCCCUACAGCGUGAAGAUGCACUACCGCAACGUGCACCUGAAGGAGAUGCACAUGUGCACGGUGAACGGCUGCCACGCCGCCUUCCCCUCUCGCCGGAGCAGGGACAGACACAGCGCCAACAUCAACCUGCACCACAAGCUGCUGACCAAAGACUCUUACUCACCCAGCGGCCCCCACUACGGCCCCUCACCCAUCACCCGGGACCGGGACGCCUCCGCGGCCGGGGCCCUCGACUACUGCUCGGAGCAGAGGGACCGGGACCUCCUCCACCGGGACCCUGCAGGACAGGCUUCCGUCAUCUUCAGGGGCCACAACCGCAUGGGGCUUGUCUUCCCCAUGAGCAAGAUGACCGACCCGCCGUCGGAGCACCCGGCGCUAUCCCCCUCGGAGGACAUGGACCGAGAAGAGACGGGAGAAGCGUUGGGUGGAGGAGGAGGAGGAGGAGGAGGAGGAGGAGGAGGAGGAGGCGAAGGAGGAGGUGUGGACGGGGAGGCGGUGCUCGACCUGAGCACCACUUCCACCUCCACCACCUCGGCCGCUCCAGCUGCCCAGCGCGGUACCCCAUGUGGUGUUCUCCCUCGCUCCUCCUGGGACUCUGACGGAGUGGGCAGCGGCGAGGAGGCCGACGGCCUGGAGGAGGAGGAGGAGGAGGAGGAAGAGGGAGAGGAGGAGGAGGAGGAAGGAGAAGAGUCGGCCCUGCCCAUGGAGUACAGCGACGAGAGCUGUGACGGGCUGGGCGCGGGGAAGCCUGGCAUCGGCGUUGGCGAGGAGGACGGAGAGUCGGGGCUCGUGGGUAACCGAACCCCAGGAGGAGGAGGUUUGGGCGGGCCUCCCCAGGGGGGCCCGCUGCAGGCGGGGGGCGGGGCCGGCGGCGUGGGAGGCGGCAUGGGUUCUCCGAUCACCUGCCACAUCUGCCACAAGGUCUACAGUAACAAGGGCACGUUCAGGGCCCACUACAAGACCGUCCAUCUGCGGCUGCUGCACAAGUGCAAGGUUCCCGGCUGCGACACGUCCUUCUCGUCUGUCCGGAGCCGCAAUAGACACAGCCAGAACCCCAACCUCCACAGGAACCUGGCGGUAGGCUCAGGAACCCCGCUCCUCAACCAGGAGUAGAGAAACCGGACUGAACCAGGCUAGCAUGACUGAUGAGGAUUUCUGUUCACUGUAGCCCGUCUCUCUAGGGGCUUUGUGUGUGUGUGUGUGUGUGUGUGUGUGUGUGUGUGUGUGUGUGUGUGUGUGUGUGUGUGUGUGUGUGUGUGUGUGUGUGUGUGUGUGUGUGUGUCUGUCUAUGUGUGUGUCUCUCUGUGAGGGUGGGCAGCAAGGUAUAACAGGCUUAUCAUUUAGCACUUUUUAAGAAUACUGUUUUUAAAAAAAGGGUGGUCAAACUGUCACUUAAGCGUUGACUAUAGGAUUUAUUUUGCAAAUUUGUGGCCAGAUUAAAACCACUUCCUGAGCAAAAUGUAUAGUUUCCCCUCAUUACCGUAUAGUGUUUGUUAAAAAAACAUGUUGACGUGUUCAAUUGAGCAUUUUCCAAAACCCAACUUAAGUAUUAUUUCAAAGAAAUUGAGACUGAGUAGGCAGAACAUUCCUGCAGUAUCUCCAACAUAAUACACUUAGUAUUUUUCAGUUCAUCUUUUAUUUUCUAUGCAGAAAUAGAUUCUUCUUCUUUUCAUUGCUUUGCCUUAAACGUAAUUUAAACCUCAAAAGCUGUCUCCACACACAGUUUUAGUGUCAGUUUGGACUUUGUCAGACGGCAUCGGGCUGGUUUCGUUGGUUUUUCUUCCGUGGUACCUGUCGUAAACUGUCCACUGUGAAAUGAUGCACAACGUUAUGAACAAAAGCUAGCAGAGUAGAUGUGUGAGCGGUUAUUUUCUUCAUUUAGAGAUGUUCUUUAAAAGAUAAGAAAAAAUAAGUCUUUGUGGAAAAAGAUAUCGUGUUGUAAACUUGAUCGAUAAGUUAUUGUUUGGUGUUGUACAAUCUAAUCCACGUGGUUAUGUUAUCGUUUGUCUUCACUGUUCUGGUUGUGGCAUAUUGCUCAUCUUGACCAAAGAUUUUAUGUUUUGUUUUUUUGUCCAUUCUGGAGAUGUGUAGAUAAAAGAAAAAAAGCAACCUCUGAUUGUUUAUCGAGGUUUAUGCAGUAUUAAAAGAGGCGCCCUCUUUGACUUUGUAACAUCAAAUUCCUACCACGAGAAACGGCACAAUUCAGCUGUGGACUCCGUUUUUCAAAAAGAGAAGAACUUUUGACUGAUACAAAAGAAAAAUACUAUAUUUCUGUGGUCAGUUAUUUUAUUGUAUAUGUUGUUUCCAAAAAAUCCAAACAUACUCAAAGGUAUUAGAUGGACUCAAUAAAAACCGUACAUUUCUUGUACUAUUGGUAUUGGUAUACUACAAACAAACUCAUACACUUGCCUCUGCCAACAACGGUUGACGUUGUUGGGGGAGAAAUGUCAGAAGAUGCCCAUUUUCACAGCAUCUUGAGACUGGGCAUGAUAAACUGUGAAUGAGUCAAACACUGAGGAAACAAUAUCACAAAGAAAACUACAAGGACACUUUUUGAAAUUAAAAACGAGAGCACAGCAAUUUUUACGGAAAUAACCAAUUAUGCACACCCUUACACACACAGACACAAACACACACACACACACACACACACACACACACACACACACACACACACACACACACACACACACACACACACACACACACACACACACACACACAAACACACACAUACACAUAUACACAUAUACUCUCACACACACUCACACACUCUCUGGUAAAGUAACUGGUAAAUAAAAUGUUCUUUGAAUUGUAUAUUCUGUGAAUAGAGUAAUUUGUUAUCUGAAUGAAGCCAAAAAAUAUACUGCAUAUUAUAGCCUCAUUUUACCACAUGCAUUGUCAAAAUAGAGUUUUCUUUUCAACAUUGUCCUGUACGUGACUUAUCACUGGCUAUAAGGUAACGGUCCAGAUGGCCUAUGUACUUUUCUUUUUCUUUUCUCAUUCUGUAUUUAAAAACAAUGAUCUGUAGUUAAUGUUUGUUGUUUAAAUUUGUAAAAGAAAGAGAAAAAACGGAUAGGUGUUCAUGUUGCCUAUGUUGCCUUCGUUAAUGUUACAGUAUUCAUUCAAAUAAAAAGCCAUAACUGUUUCAAA